AUGCCGCUCAUCGAGGAGAUCGCCGAGGAGGAGCCCAUCGACGACGUCGAGCCCGGGCGCGGGGACGAGUGCUCCAUGAGCGUAGACGUGAAGAUACAGUGGAGUGAGCGGCUGAAACUCGCCGGUAACGCACACUUCAAGCGCGGGAACCUCGAGAAGGCCGUCGCCAAGUACCGCCGCGGCGCCAAGCUCUUCGAGAUGCUCUACGCGGUUUCCGCCACCGACGAGGAGGGUUACGAGGCGGCGAACGAGCGCUGCUACGUCGCCGCCGCUCCCCUCUACAACAACCUCGCGCUCUGCCUGUACAAGCAGGGCAAGUGGAAGGAGGCCGCGGACGCGUGCACGGACAAUCUCGAUCUCACACCCACGGAUGCGAAAUCGCUCCUCCGACGCGCGGCGUGCUACGCCAAGAUUAACGAGUGGGUAGAAGCGGAGCGGGAUAUCAAGUGCGCGCUCAUCCUUUGCGAAGAGAAGUGGGCGCUCAGGAGCGCGGCGGAGACCAGGAAGGAGAUCAGGGAGCUCAGGCUUAAGCAGAACAUGGCGGAUCACGCCGUCAUCGGCGGCAAGAUCGCGGACAUGAAGCUGUACGACGCGGCUGACGUGGCACCCACCGGCGAGGCGUUUCCCCACAGCGGCAGGCGCAAACCCUCCGUGACCACCGUGGAGGACGUGAAGAAGGAGCUCGACGAGAUGGAAGACGAGGACAGGGAGGAGACGCGCCGCCGCAAGGAGGACUUUUACAACGGCAUGAUUCGGAGCGGCAAGUGGAGACUCGUCAACGCAUCUGGCGAGGAGAUCAAACAAAAGGCGAGACCCGCCGCAUGA
Micromonas commoda is the source of this 825-nucleotide messenger RNA. RefSeq lists its product with no specific name. Gene Ontology annotation, molecular function: protein binding. The transcript has 2 exons. NCBI's taxonomy places the organism in Eukaryota, Viridiplantae, Chlorophyta, Mamiellophyceae, Mamiellales, Mamiellaceae. The coding region runs from base 1 to 825 and encodes 274 amino acids. The record is from RefSeq and is a predicted model, not a curated record.